AUGGAGUUCAAGUCAAAGACAACACAGGGCGGCAGUGAAAAGGUAAAAAGACACAGACAAAAAGACUAAUGUCUUUUAUUGAUUGUGAUAAUAAUAUAUGUCAAUCACAAAUGCCAAGGUGCAUUGAAGCUGUUCUGACUCGUGGUGGCCCAAUGCUCUAUUAAGACACUUAAUGCCGGUGUUUCCUUUAUUUUGGCAGUUACCUGGAUAUGCCAGGCCACAACCGAAAACAAAACGCAAAAUAAAGAUAGGAAAAGUGAAUUUAAACAUCUAGCAACAUAAUUAAUUACAUGCAUAAAUAAUUAUAUCAAUCAAUACUGAAUUAGAGGGUGAUGCCUCUGGAAUUUCUACACUGAUUGAGUAGGUGAAGUUAUGGAGAUUGUAUUCCUAUUAGAGAGAAGUGAGAGGGACAGUUCCUCAGUUUAGGGUUAUUUAAUGUUGAUUGGAGAUGAACAAUGUUUGCAAUUCUGUGCCACGUCACUCAGCUGUGAUUAUCCAAUUAACUGUCCAGUUAUAAAUACAAGAUGUCACAAAUGUAGCUAAUAAUGUUAGAUAGAUAGCAUAAAAACAAGAUACUUCAUUCUGUAAUAAUGAUCUCUGCAGCACUCCACCAAUCAGGCCUUUAUUGUAGAGUGGCCAAGCGGAAGCCACUCCUCAGUAAAAGGCACAUGACAGCCCACUUGGAGUUUGCCAAAAGACACCUAAAGACUCUAAGACCAUGAGAAACAAGAUUCUCUGGUCUGAUGAAACCAAGAUUGAACUAUUUGGCCUAAAUGCCAAGCGUCACGUCUGGAGGAAACCUGGCAUCAUCCCCACGGUGAAGCAUGGUUGUGGCAGCAUCAUGCUGUGUGGAUGUUUUUCAGCUGCAGGUACUGGGACACUAGUCAGGAUUGAGGGAAAGAUUAACAGAGCAAAGUACAGAGAGAUCCUUGAUGAAAACCUGCUCCAGAGUGCUCAGGACCUCAGACUGGGGGCGAAGGUUCACCUUCCAACAGGACAGUUGCCCUAAGCACACAGCCAAGAAUACGCAGGAGUGGCUUUGGGACAAGUCUCUGAAUGUCCUUGAGUGGCCCAGCCAGAGCCCGGACUUGAAUCCAAUCGAACAUCUCUGGAGAGACCUGAAAAUAGCUGUGCAUCCAACCUGACAGAGCUUGAGCCGAUCUGCAGAGAAGAAUGUGACAAACUCCCCAAAUACAGGUGUGCUAAGCUUGUAGCGUUAUACCCAAGAAGACAAAGUACUGAGUAAAGGGUCUGAAUACUUAUGUAAAUGCAAUAUUUCCGUAGUUUUUUUGUUUGUUUUUGUACAAAAAUUAAUAAAAAACUUUUUUUGCUUUGUCAUUAUGGGAUUUUGUGUGUAGAUUGAUGAGGGAAACAAUUUAAUCAAUUUUAGAAUAAGGCUGUAACGUAACAAAAUGUGGAAAGAGUAAAGUGGUCUGAAGACUUUCCGAAUACAGUUACAUUUCUGGAAAUUACAGUUCUGGUAUUCAUGCACAGUGAUGAAUAAAUUAGUCAGAAAGGAAAUAAUGUCCAAAACAGAAAUCUGUGUUCACAGCAGUAGCUUGCGAGCUGCACUUGGUAAUGAACUAAACACUAUGCCAGCCAGGGUUGCUAGGUCAAGCUAAAAUGUCUAGCCCAAUGACUACUCAAAACCCACCCACAAGGCCUGAAAACUAGACCAACAUGUUUUUCUUCCCAGCAAGAGAGGAGUUGCCACAUUUAGCUAAUAAACCCUUUUUCCAUAACGUUAUUGAGCGAAUUAAGAAGGAAUCUUGACUUAACUUCUAACAAAUUAAGAAGCAAAAUGUGGUUUUCCAUCAACAUAAUAAAUAUUGCGAGCUAAUGUAACUAAUAAAGGAAUUUGAACUGUAUCAACAGAAAAAAUAAUUAGCCCUUAUUAAACUUCAAAAACGAAUGUUAGGCUAUUUUCUGGCAAUUGUGCCGUUAUUAUGUGCCAGAUGUUAAGACUACAAACCGUUAUAAAUGGCCUAUUAGGGAGAUUGACUUGUCAUUCAACAGGAAUAGGCUAGGUCUACUGACUCAAACCUGGGUUUAUGAUUGUAAUUCAACUUUGUCAUGGUUUGGUUAGCUAGAUGCAGGUAACCUGAUAGGCCUAUAUCUAAUUUCAGACAGCCUACAGUAGCCUAGGCAAGAUGUAAAAUGAACGAUUUAGCAGUUUGCUUAGUUCAAAAUGAUAGACUAAUUUAUUCAACAUGAACAGAGUGGCAAUUUCGAGGUAAGAAGUGCUUCCUGGGGUCAUACUUUCAAUCACUGAAUCAAAUGUAAAAAUAUAGAUAGGAACUGAAUAGGCAUGUGCUUGUCAACAACAGCCAGUGUUUUAUUUACCUGUAGCCUAAUCUGACUGACUGUUGCCUUCAAUCUAAUGCAUUCUAACAACAGCUGAUCGGCAAUUGCGAUAGAAUUGUGACUAUGAUCACAAUUGAUAACUUCCAAUUUCAUUAACUAAACAUGUCCAUUAAUAAUUGUAUAAUAACACAAGGCUACAACAACAAUAAACUGAAGUUAUAGGCUAUUUAUUAAAUCUGUUUGCCAGCUCCAGGUAGGCUACACAAGUGGCACAAAUUGAUUUUCAAUGACUCCAUUGAUAUUAUCAUUUCAACGUAUUUAUUGUAUUAAAUGGUAGGCUACAGUAGCCUACAUAGGCAUAGCAAUUAAUAGGUUAAUUUAUGGCCAACAGAUGCAAAUGUAUCAUUCUCCACAUUUAAUGUCAGUUUCAUUGUGGACUUUUACCCAUAACCAGUGCUUAAUUUGAGCCGGAUCCUACUGGAACAGUAUGUUUGAGACCAACGCGUGCAGUCGUUGUUUGAGAAGCGCGCCUGUAUCUUUCACAGAACUAGAAUGAGAUUCAUUUUCUAUGAUCUCUCUCCCUCUCCCUGCUCUGAUAGACAUGAGCCUGCAACUAUCAUCUCUCCAGAGUUGCACUUCAUCAUUUAUUUCCUAAUAGAAUCAUAGCCCUGCGAAGGGUUCCGGUGGAGCUGCAGCACCCCUGAUAAAUACAAAUAAAUUAGCCAAAGUUAUAGAAUCAUUGCUGUCUUUUCAAAAAUAAAUGAAAUAAUUCAGAAUAGCCUACUACACCAUGAGAAGGCCUAUCAUUUAGCCACAGAGGACCAAUAGCUUCUUUGUUUUAAAUAGCCUAGCUGUGGAUGUAGCCCAACAAAUCUGUCAGUAAACAAACAGCAUGCAGACAACAGGCCUUUCGCAAUAUUUCAAAUACAUUAGCGGGAAAACACAGUUUGGAAAGCAAAUGGCUCCUGCUGAAAAGAGAAGACUAAUCUGUCUUCUGUAGGCUACCAAAAUAUUUGAUCAACUUCCAUAUAUUGUUUUACAAAGUAAAACAAGAGAGAGAUAGGCUUUUGGCAUGAGCGCCACGUGGGCUAUCACAAAGGAAUGAGCUGCACAUCAUUGGGUGAGUCAGUGAAACGGGAAAGCAUUUUUAGGACUAUAAUUUCCUCCUCAUAUUGUAGCCUACAAUAUGUCUCCAUACAUCUAGGCCUAGACUAUUCAUGGAUUUUAAGAUAAGGUCAUUUUUAUUUUAUUUAUUGAUCUCAGUUUGUCAGUGUCAAAGUAGCCUGUUAUUACAAUUACUUUGUUGUCAGGCUGUCAGUGUGAUGCGGUAGGACGAAGUCAGGCGCAGGACACAGAGCUAAUCGAAAACGUACUUUACUCGUAGUAAAUGUAAAGAACAUAACCUCCACGCAGGGAGGAACAAACCAGCUCACCAGACGACAACCAUACAAUAACAAACACGCACAAAACACAGUGGGAGCCAGAGGGUUAAAUAGGGAAGAAAUCAAGACAUAAUGGGAAACAGGUGUGAACAAUCCGACAAAACAAGUAGAACAUAGAAACAUGGAUCAGUAGCAGCUAGUACUCCGGUGACGAUGAACGCCGAAGCCUGCCAGAGCAAGGAGGAGGAGCAGCCUCGGCAGAAUCCAUGACAGUACCCCCUCCUUGACGCACGGUCCCAGCCGUGCGCCGACACCGGCCUCGGGGACGGCCAGGAGGACGAGGCGCGGGGCGAGUCGGAUGACUACGGUGGAAAUCCCUCAACAUGGAGGGAUCGAGGAUGUCCCUCCUAGGGACCCAGCACCGUUCCUCCGGACCGUACCCCUCCCACUCCAUGAGAUACUGCAGGCCCCCCACCCGACGCCUCGAAUCCAGGAUGGAACGGACCGAGUACGCCGGUGCCCCCUCGAUGUCCAGUGGGGGUGGAGGAACCUCCUGUAUCUCAGACUCCUGGAGUGGACCAGCUACCACCGGCCUGAGGAGAGACACAUGGAACGAGGGGUUAAUAAGAUACUCAGGAGGAAGCUGUAACCUAUAACAUACCUCGUUCAAUCUCCUCAGGACUUUAAAUGGCCCCACUAACCGCCGACCCAGCUUCCGGCAGGGCAGGGGCAGGUUUCGGGUCGAGAGCCAGACCCGAUCCCCCAGUGCAUACACCGGGGCCUCACUGCGGUGGCGGUCGGCGCUCGCCUUUUGUCACCUGAUUGCCCGCUGCAGGCGUACAUGGGCAGCGUUCCAGGUCUCCUCCGAGCGCCGAAACCAUUCGUCCACCGCAGGUGCCUCGAUCUGGCUCUGAUGCCAUGGUGCCAGGACCGGCUGAUAACCCAAUACACACUGGAAUGGAGAAAGGUUAGUGGAGGAGUGGCGGAGGGAGUUUUGGGCCAUCUCUGCCCAGGGAAUGAACACUGACCACUCCCCCCGCCGGUCCUGGCAAUAAGACCGCAGAAACCUACCCACAUCCUGGUUUACUCUCUCCACCUGCCCAUUACUCUCGGGGUGAAACCCUGAGGUCAGGCUGACGAGAUCCCCAGACGUUCCAUGAAUGCCCUCCAGACCCGUGAGGUGAACUGGGAACCCCAAUCAGACACUAUAUCCUCAGGUACCCCGUAGUGCCGGAAGACGUGUGUAAAUAGAGCCUCCGCAGUCUGUAGGGCCGUAGGGAGACCGGGCAUAGGAAUGAGACGGCAGGACUUAGAAAACCGAUCCACAACGACCAGGAUUGUGGUGUUCCCUUGUGACGGGGGAAGAUCUGUAACGAAAUCCACCGAUAGGUGGGACAACGGUCGUUGUGGAAUGGGUAGGGGUUGUAAUUUCCCUUUGGGCAGGUGUCUAGGGGCCUUACACUGGGCGCACACCGAGCAGGAGGAAACAUAAACCCUCACAUCCUUGGCUAAAGUGGGCCACCAGUACUUCCCACUAAGACAGUGCACUGUCCGACCGAUGCCAGGAUGACCAGAGGAGGGUGACGUGUGAGCCCAAUAGAUCAACCGAUCGCGGACCUCUAGCGGCACGUACAUAAGACCCUCUGGACACUGGGGGGGAAUAGGCUCGGUACGCAACGCCCGCUCGAUGUCCGCGUCAACCUCCCAUACCACCGGUGCCACCAGACACGACGCCGGAAGUAUGGGAGUGGGCUCCAUGGACCUCUCCUCCAUGUCAGACAGUCGGGACAGAGCAUCUGCCUUAGCGUUCUGGGAACCUGGCCUGUAAGAAAGGGUGAAAACAAAACGGGUGAAAAACAUGGCCCACCUUGCCUGGCGAGGGUUCAAUCUCCUCGCCGCCUGGAUGUACUCCAGAUUGCGGUGGUCAGUCAAAAUGAGAAAAGGGUGUUUAGCCACCUCAAGCCAAUGCCUUCACACUUUCAGAGCUUUAACCACAGCUAACAGCUCCUGCUCCCCCACAUCAUAGUUGCGCUCCGCCGGGCUGAGCUUCUUCGAAAAGAAAGCACAGGGGCAGAGUUUUGGUGGCGUACCUGAGCGCUGAGACAGUACAGCUUCUAUCCCAGCCUCGGACGCGUCCACCUCAACUGUGAAGGCCAAGGAGGGAUCCGGAUGAGCCAGCACUGGAGCCGAGGUAAACAGGUCCUUCAGGUGACCAAAAGCCCUGUCCGCCUCAGCUGACCACCGCAGUCGCACCGGUCCCCCCUUCAGCAAGGAGGUAAUGGGAGCCGCUACCUGACCAAAGCCCCGGAUAAACCUCCGGUAGUAGUUGGCAAACCCCAAGAAUCGCUGCACCUCCUUCACCGUGGUUGGAGUCGGCCAAUUACGCACGGCCGAAAUGCGGUCAAUCUCCAUUUCCACCCCUGACGCGGACAGGUGGUGCCCUAGGAAGGAGAUGGACUCUUGAAAGAACAAACAAUUCUCCGCCUUGACAUACAGGUCAUGCUCCAACAGUCGACCAAGCACCUUACACACCAGGGACACAUGCUCGGCCCGUGUAGUGGAGUAUAUAAGAAUGUCAUCAAUAUACACCCUUACACCCUAUCCGUGCAGGUCCCUGAAAAUCUCAUCAACAAAUGAUUGGAAGACUGAUGGAGCAUUCAUUAACCCGUACGGCAUGACGAGGUACUCAUAGGGUCCAGAUGUGGUACUGAAUGCCGUCUUCCACUCAUCUCCCUCCCGGAUAACACCAGGUUGUACGCGCUCCUGAGAUCCAAUUUCGUGAAGAAGCGCGCCCCAUGCAAUGACUCCGUCAUACUAGCAAUUAGAGGUAGUGGAUAGCUGUACUUAACUGGGAUCUGAUUAAGACUACCGUAGUCAAUGCACGUGUGUAAACCACCAUCCUUCUUCUUCACAAAAAAGAAACUUGAGGAGACAGGUGAAGUGGAAGGCCGAAUGUAUCCCUGCCCCAGAGAUUCGGAGACAUAUGUUUCCAUAGCCGCCGUCUCUUCCUGUGACAGAGGAUACACGUGACUCCGGGGAAGUGCAGCACCUACCUGGAGAUUUAUUGCACAAUCCCCCUGUCGAUGGGGUGGUAAUUGAGUCGGCCUCUUUUUACAGAAGGUUAGAGCCAAAUCUGCAUAUUUGGGGGGAAUGUGCAUGGUGGAGACCUGGUUUGGACUUUCCACCGUAGUUGCCCCUAUGGAAACCCCUACACACCUCCCAGAGCACUGACUUGACCAUCCCUUGAGAGCCCUCUGUUGCCAUGAAAUCGUGGGGUCAUGAGAAGUUAACCAGGGAAGCCCCAACACCAUUGGAAACGCAGGAGAAUCAAUCAGAUAGAGACUAAGUUUCUCCUCAUGACCCUCCUGAAUCCUCAUCCAGAGUGGAGCUGUGACCUCCCUAAUCAGGCCUGACUCUAAAGGGCGACUAUCUAAUGCAUGUACAAGGAAGGGCACAUCAACAGGCACAAUAGGAAUCCCUAAACGCCGUGAAAACUGACGAUCAAUAAAAUUCCCAGCUGCGCCUGAAUCUACUAGCGCCUUAUGCUGGGAAUGAGGGGAAAACUCUGGAAAUACAAUAUCAAUACACAUAUGUGCAACAGGAAGCUCUGGGUGAGUAGGGUGCCUACUCACCUGAGACGGUCUACCAGUGCUCUGCCUACUGCCUCGACUCCCGAAAACCCUCCCCAGCACCGACCAGCAGUGUGUCCUCUGCGGCCACAGUUGGUGCAGGGGACGGCCCCUCUCCCGGUCUCCCUAAGUGCAGCACCUCCGAGCUCCAUAGAAGUAGGGUCGGAGGUGCUGGGGGAUGGAAUGGACGGCCCCUGAUCCGGACGUCCGCGGGUUGCCAACAGGUUAUCCAGCCUGAUUGACAUGUCCACCAGUUGGUCCAGGUUAAGGUUGGUGUCCCUGCAGGCCAGUUCCCGACGAACGUCCUCCCUUAGGCUGCAUCGGUAGUGGUCGAUCAGGGCCCUCUCAUUCCAUCCUGCACUGGCAGCCAGAGUCCUGAAGUCCAGUGCAAAAUCCUGCGCACUCCUCUUCCCCUGUCUGAGGUGGAAUAGACAUUGGCAAACGUACUUUACUCGUAGUAAACGUAAAGAACAUAACCUCCACGCAGGGAGGAACAAACCCGCUCACCAGACGACAACCAUACAAUAACAAACACGCACAAAACACUGUGGGAGCCAGAGGGUUAAAUAGGGAAGAAAUCAAGACAUAAUGGCAAACAGGUGUGAACAAUCAGACAAAACAAGUAGAACAUAGAAACAUGGAUCGGUAGCAGCUAGUACUCCGGUGACAACGAACGCCGAAGCCUGCCCGAGCAAGGAGGAGGAGCAGCCUCGGCAGAAUCCAUGACAUUUGUGCAGUAUUAAAAAGAUUAUGCCAACCUCUCCAGUCAUGUAAAAUGACGUAGAAUUGCAUGAAAUGCAUUUAUAAAAGGCCAAUUUUUCCCGGACCCUAGGCUACUAAAUAUGUUCCCCAUGUGUGCAACUUCUGUAAGUGCCUCUACUCUACUGCUCUAUGCCCCUACGCAAGGCUGCGUUGAGACAAUGAGUUAUCAAUGACCCAAGACCAGCUCAGUUAAUCCCUACCAUUGUGUCGCUGAGUUGUCAUUAUGCUGCAGCAAAUGUACAUUAUCCCAAGGGCGUUGGCAGACACAAUGUAAGUAACUUAAUUGAUGUCCCCCUAACUUCCCUGAAUGCCUCUGUUGAUCCUACAGCUAUUGUAUGCAGUAAUCAUAUGCCUAUGAACCAGAGUCUUACUGUUAGCACUGAGGCGGUGUGCCUUAGUACGAAGUCCACUGUGUGCAGCUCACCCUGCACUAUCAGCUCAAAUAUAAAUAACAUACUUCUACUUCUGAUAAGCUCCCCAGUAAAGCAAUAAAAACAUUCAAGCAUCCCAGAAAAGUGCUAAAAAUAGCCCACAUUAACAUAUGUAGCCUAAGAAACAAGGUUCAUGAAGUCAAUAACUUGCUAGUAACAGAUGACAUUCAUAUUUUGACUAUCUCUGAAACUCACUUAGAUAAUACAUCUGAUGAUACAGUGGUAGUAAUACAUGGUUAUAACAUCUACAGAAAAGACAGAAAUGCCUAUGGGGGCGGUGUUGCGGUCUAUAUUCAGAGACACAUUCCUGUAAAGCUUAAAGAUGAUCUCAUUUUAAAUACUGUUGAAGUAAUAUGGCUACAGGUUCAUCUGCCUCACUUAAAGCCCAUUCUUGUGGGAAGCUGCUAUAGACCACUAAGUGCUAAUAGUCAGUAUCUCGAUAAUAUGUGUGAAAUGCUUGAUAAUUUAUGUGAUAUCAACAAAGAGGGAUAUCUUCUGUGUGAUUUCAAUAUUAACUGGCUUUCAUCAAGCUCAAGAAACAUUUGAGAGAACAUUACACCACACCACGCCAGGGUUAGAAUAGUGCAGAAAUUGUUGUAUGCUGAAGCAGUGAAGAGAGUGGUAGAGGAAGAUGGGUACAGGGUGAGGGAUCCUGAGAGGAUUCCUGUGAGUGGUCCUCUGUAGCUCAAUUGGUAGAGCAUGGCGCUUGUAACGCCAGGGUAGUGGGUUUGAUCCCCGGGACCACCCAUAUGUAAAAAUUUAUGCACACAUGACUGUAAGUCGCUUUGGAUAAAAGCGUCUGCUAAAUGGCAUAUUAUUAUUAGUAGGCAGAGAUCAAGAGAGAGUAAUGGGAAGAAUGUGAUUCAGUAAGGUGGGCUUUUUAGCAUUUAUAACCAUGCUUGUCAAUUGUCCUGCAGAAAUGGAUCGAAAGUCACAGAAAAUAGAGGUUGUGGUGGCAGCGGUAGAGACAACUAGAGCCUGUAGGACCUGCCUUGUCGAUAGUGUUGUUAAAAAGGCAGAGCAGCGCUUUUUUAUGGACAGACUUCUCCCCAUCUUAGCUACUGUUGUAUUAACGUGUUUUGACCAUGACAGUUUACAAUCCAGGGUUACACAAUUUUGUUCAAAAGUUUACUAUGGGUUGGUAACAGGCUGAUUGGUCGGCUUCAUGCCUAAGUUUGCUAAUUUUGCCAAUGAAAAAAUUGUUAAAGUGAUUGGCAAUAUCAGUGGGGUUUGUGAAGAAUGAGCCAUCUAAUUCAAAGGAUGAUGGAGCUGAGUUUGACUUUUUGCCCAACAUUUCAUUUAAGGUGCUCCAAAGCUUUUUACUAUCAUUCAUUAUGUCAUUUAUCCUUGUUUCAUAGUGUAGUUUCUUCUUCUUUUUAUUCAGUUUAGUCACAUGAGUUCUCAAUUUGCAGUACGUUUGCCAAUCGGUUGUGCAGCCAGACUUAUUUGCCAUUCCUUUUGCCUCAUCCCUCUCAACCAUUACAUUUUUCAAUUCCUCAUCAAUCCAUGGGGACUUAACAGUUUGUACAGUCAUUUUCAUAAUGGGUGUAUGCUUAUUAGUAACAGGAAUAAGCAAUUUCAUAAAUUUGUCAAGUGCAGCAUCUGGUUGUUCCACAGUCCAACACAUAUGUUUUACAUCAACAACAUAGGAAUCACUACAAAACUUAUUGUAUGACCUCUUAUACAUUAUAUUAGGCCCAGCAUUUGGAACUUUGGUUUUCCUAGAUAUGACUACUAUAUUGUGAUCACUACAUCCGAUGGAUUUGGAUACUGCUUUAAAGCUAAUUUCUGCAGCAUUAUUAAAGAUGUGAUCAAUACAUGUUGAUGAUUUCAUUCCUGUGCUGGUUGUAACUACCGUGGUAGGUUGACUGAUAACCUGAACCAGGUUGCAGGCACUAGUUAAAGUUUGAAGCUUUCUCUUGUGUGGGCAGCCUGAUGAAAGCCAGUCAAUAUUUAAAUCACCCAGAAAAUAUACAUCUCUGUUGAUAUUGCAUACAUUAUCAAGCAUUUCACACAUGCUAUCCAGAUACUGACUGUUAGCACUUGGUGGUCUAUAGCAGCUUCCCACCAGAAUGGGCUUUAGGUGAGGCAGAUGAACCUGUAGCCAUAUUACUUCAACAGUACAUGAGAUCCUCUCUAAGCUUUACAGAAAUGUGGUUCUGAAUAUAAACAAGUUGAGGAGACUAAAUUACUUGGUGUUACCUUAGAUCAUGUUCAAACCAUGUAGAUUCAAUGGUAAAGAUGGGGAGAGGUCUGUCCAUAGUAAAGAGAGGUUCUGCUUUUUUGACACUUUUUGACUCCACAAAGCAAGUCCUGCAGACUCUAGUUAAGCUGAAGCUGGCCCAGAACAGAGCGCCACGUCUUAAUUGUAAUCAUAGGGCUAAUAUAAAUACUAUGCAUGCCAGUCUCUCUUGGCUAAGAGUUGAGGAGAGACUGACUGCAUCUCUUAAUGUGUUGAAAAUUCCAAAUUGUUUGCAUAGUCAAUUUACGCACAGCUCUGACACACACACUUAUCCCACCAGACAUGCCACCAGGGGUCUUUUCAUAGUCCCCAAAUCCAGAACAAAUUCAAGAAAGCAUACAGUAUUAUAUAGAGCCAUUAUUAUUAACUCCUUUCCAUCUCUUAUUGCUCAAAGACCUCAUGGCACAACGCCUCUCCCCUAUUUGGCCUAGAUAUUUUGUGUGUAUGUAUUGAUAUGUAGGCUAUGUGUUCCAUUUUUAAAUGUAUGUAGUUCUGUCCUUGAGCUGUUCUUGUCUAUUAAUGUUCUGUAUUAUGGAAUAUUUCAUAUUCUGUGUGGACCCCAGGAAGAGUAGCUUUCGCAACAGCUAAUGGGGAUCCUAAUAAAAUACAAAAAAAUACCUGCCGACCUCAAUCUGCCUUUCUCUCACUGGACACCUCCGAUCUCCAGCCCCAUGAUCACCCCCACAACUAACACACACAUAGCUUUCUCCACCUAUACCACACAUUCCUUCAUCUCAUGCCCUACUGCACACUUCUCACAUCUAGGUGUCUCCCUCCUACACACUGCUGCAAUAUGCCUAUACAUUUGACAUCUAAAACACCGGAAUAUUUUCUGAACAAAAGCUCUCACGGGAUAACUGGUGACGACUCUGCAUCAAAACUAAGCAUGACAGAUAAUGUAUUUGUUUCCCCACGCUCGCCACCUGAUGUACUUCUCACCAAAUGGCAGGCGUCACAGACACCGGGAAUAUUCCAUUUCAACUGCUCCUCCUCAACACCUAAUGCCACCCCCGUUAUCACUCUUUUCAACGGUGCCCUGCUCCGAGAGCAAAGCACGUCACAAUUAUUGUCCCUAAUCUUGUAAUCCGGAGCGCCCUCUCCCUCUGGGCGGAGGAAACACAAUAAAUAAUCAUGAGUCUACUCUGAGUUAAUUUCACCAACUCAACAAUCCCCCAAAUCAUCCUUAUCAUCCUUGGGAUGAGGCCGGAACUCGGCAGUCCUCACCGUAGGUACUUCACCCUCACUCUCAACAGGUUCCAUCUCUGAACCACUUGAGCACGUAUCCCUGUUUUUGCACUUGACGCCCACCCUUCCUCACCACACUACUUCCCUCUACACUCAACUUCUUCUCAGCAGUCAUCACUGCACCUGCCACCUCAUUUAAUUCAUCCUCUCUCGUAAUGUUCCAUUUCCGCCUCAAAAUUAUUCCAAAAGUUCUGUGCGAUCAUCAAUUCCAUAUUCAGCCCGAAUUCUAAUUGAGCUGGCACCAGUUGUGAAACUGGGCUACACUGGCCCGGGUUUCCCUCGACCCAGCUCAAAUUUGGAAAUUCCAUUUGAGCCAGCUCAAAUUUGAACCUAAUUUGGCCCUAAUUUUAGGCACCAGUGGAAAUGGGGCAUUAGAUUCAUACAAUCAACAUUGCACAUUUUACAGUGAACAAUAGAGAUUAUAUUUAUCUAAAUUCAAUUUAAAUGAAUAAUACACCCAAAACCACUAAUUCCUAUGAUUUAAAGUGUUAAAUAAAGCUAAAAUAUUAUAAUAAUAUUUUUUGUGAACAAAUGUUUCAUUUUGUCAUUCUAAUAAGGUUGGGAGCAACAUGUGAAAAUCUAUUGCACUACAAAAACAAAUUUUUGCACUACAAAACCCUCUCUCUUUCUCUCUCUUGGCACGCUGGCUAUCUAGCUAGUGUAGCUAGCUAGUGUAGCUAGCUAGCUAGCUAGCAAACAUAGCUACACACAAUAAUACCAUAGUCAAAAUCAGCAUGUGAAGUAGCUAGCUAGCUGUUAAACUGCAAAAAACUGCACUAGCAAUUUAGGAGUCAACAAUCUCACCAUGUUCAACCUGGCAUUUCGUGUGUGUCUGAUGUUGCUAUUGCAACCCAAUGGCCUACAGACGCAGUCACACACACACAUAGCGAGGGGGGAGCAUACAGAUCGUAUUAAAUUACUAGAAAGGCUAUGUCAUAAACCCUCAAAGUUCCACAAUUGGGUGAAAAUGGCAGCCAUAUUGGUCAAGAAGAAAUCCUAACCAGUCUAAUUAGAAUUAAUCGCAGUAGAGGCAUAAUCCUGAUUUUACUUAUGCAGGAAAAUAAAAGUAAGGGAUGUGAUAUAUUAGAAAUUGUGUAAUAUAAUUGUUGUUAACCUAAAAUAUUGUAAUGUACCUAUAAAUAGAGUUUAUAUGGGUUUUAUACAAAUGUUCUGUAUAAAUUGCCUCUAAAAUAUACAGUGCCUUCAGAAAGUAUUCACACCCCAUAACUUUUUUUAAAUGGAUUAAAUUCAGAUUUUUUCAUUGGGCUACACACAAUACCCCAUAAUGUCAAAGUGGAAUUAUGUUUUUCUAAAUGUUUACAGAUUAAUUCAAAUAAAAAGCUGAAAUGUCUUGAGUCAAUAAGUAUUCAACCCCUUGGUUAUGGCAAGCCUAAAUAAGUUCAGGAGUAUAAAUUUGCUUAACAAGUCACAUAAUAAUUUGCAUGGACUCACUAUGUGUACAAUAAUAGUGUUUAACAUGAUUUUCGAAAGACUACCUCAUCUCUGUACACCACACAUACAAUUAUUUGUAAGGUCCCUCAGUCGAGCAGUGAAUUUCAAACACAGAUUCAUCCACAAAGACCAGGGAGGUUUUCCAAUGCCUCGCAAAGAAGGGCACCUAUUGAUAGAUGGGUAAAUAAAUAAAAACUAUAGUGAAGUUAUUAAUUACACUUUGGAUGGUGUAUCAAUACAACCAGUCACUACAAAGAUACAGGCAUCUUUCCUAACUCAGUUGCCGGAGAGAAAGGAAACCACUCAGGGAUUUCACAACUCAGGCCAAUGGUGACUUUAAAACAGUUACAGAGUUUAAUGUCUGUGAUAAGAGAAAACUGAGAAUGAAUCAACAACAUUGUAGUUACUCCACAAUACUAAGGGAUAGAUACAAAUGUACUGGGUGGGAGGGGUGGUCGAAAAUAGGGGAGGGUUGUCAAACCUUAAAUGUUUUGCUUUGAGGAGGGUUGUGUGUUUUUUUAUUGGGCACAGGGGAGGGUAGUGCGUUUACAUUUGUUUUUCUGCUCAUAUUUUCCCUAUAAACAAUGGCUUGACAUACUUUCGAUAGUACCCUAAUAACGUUUAGAAACGUUUGUGAUGGUUUGGUAUGAUGUAGCUAUUAUUAAGCUUUAGCUAAUGCAGGCCUCUGAUAUGAAGGAAGUGUGCCCCAGCGCUCCAACUGAAUCCGACAGUUAAACUUGAGGUGAGGAAGACUGUUUCAGGCCUACCAGAGUUCAUCCUAUAAUCUAACAAUAUAAUGGUUAACUAUAUACAAAAUAUUCUGAUCGAACAUUAACGAAUUAGCCUCCUUCUGUACGUCUAUAUCUGUAUAGCAGACGCAGUAGCCAUCUGACAUAAAUAAAUGCAUGGCGGUGUCAUAGCAUGCCACCGGCAUAUUUCUAUCUCUCUCUAUCUCUCUGGGGUUAGGCCUAAGCUUCUCUUCCUUUAUAUAGGCUAUAUAUAUAUAUAUUUAUUAAAAUGUUAAUAUCAUACGGUGGACACCUAAGCCUAUAGGCCUAUGAAUGAAAUGCCCUGAUACAUGUAGUGCUCAAAUCUCUGACAGCUGAACCGCGAGGUGGACAGUUAUUGUUUUAGGAAAGUAGCCUAAAAAACAAUUUUAAAAAAAUAAUCUAUAACGUUUUCCAUACGCUACACAUCGAAACACAAGGAAUAGUGUUUUUGUAAUUUGUUAUAGGCUGUUUUUAAGGACACGUAAAUGUGGCUCAUUUGGCCAAUAUCCCUCGUAUGUCGGAUCUGAAUGCAUAUGGAUGUCUGGUAAAUUAAAAUCUUCCAUGUUAUGUUGUCCAGCGCCGAAUUUUGCUGAAGGAAUUGCAUAUUGUUUUUAUGAAGAUUUUAGAAUAUUCGCAUGGAAAUCUUUCAUCAAUUGGAUGGAAACCUAGCUAGUGCGCUAGUCCAGUGUCACUUUGAUUAUGCCUGCGAAUCAUGGUUCAACAGCAGCCCCAAACAUUUAAAGAAUAAGCUACCAGCCAAACAAGCUUGGAAGAAUUUAAACUCCCCCCUCAUACUCAUCUGGAGGUUGAGCAUUAUUUUGUCUCUAUCUAUGUAAUGUGUCUGUAUCUAUGUAAUGCGUCUGUAUCUAUGUAAUGCGUCUGUAUCUAUGUAAUGUGUCUGUAUCUAUGUAAUGUGUCUGUAUCUAUGUAAUUAUGUAUGUAUUUAAGUUUUUUUUAAAUAGGGACCACAAUGGAAAUAAGUCCCUGACUUUAUUGUGCAAUACCGGUCACUUUUUAAAAUCUUUGUGUAUAUAUGUCUUUUUAUUCUGACAAAUAAAAUCAAUCAAUCAAUCCAAACUAUGCAGCCAGCGGCCAAUUGAUGAAUGGAAAGAGACAUCUGUUAGAAAACACCAAACAUUUGAAUGACAUUCAGAGAUUGUCAAGCCAAGCCUUCUAUACAGGGUAAGCCUACAGUGGGGAAAAAAGGUUUUUAGUCAGCCACCAAUUGUGCAAGUUCUCCCACUUAAAAAGAUGAGAGUGUCAUGCCCUGGCUCUGGGGACACUUGUAUGUUGAGCCAGGGUGUGAGUUUCAUUUGUAUUCUAUGUGUUCCAUUUCUAUGUUGGCCAGUGUGGUUCUCAAUCAGAGGCAACGAGUGUCAGCUGUGGCUGGUUGUCUCUGAUUGGGAACCACAUUUAAACAAGCUGUUUGCCCACAGUGGUUGUGGGAUCUUGUUCUAGUUGGUUUGUGUUUGACCGUUGACUGUCACGUUAUCGUUUUUGUUGUUUUGGUCGUGUAUCGCUAAUAAAGAGUAUGUUCGUCUGCAACGCUGCGCCUUGGUCCUCAUCUGUUCCCGACGAUCGUGACAGAAGAUCCCACCAAAACUGGACCAAGCAGCGUGUCCAGGAGCCAUCGCCAGGGGAGUCGCUAGCAGAUCUCCGUGGCAACCUCGACUGGGUCAAGCCUAAUGAAGAGCAGAGAGGGUGGACUUGGGAACAGUGGAGGAAGAGUCUCGACUGGGUCAAGCCAAAUGAGGAGCAGAAUGGCUGGAGUUGGAAGCAGAAGAGCGAGAGUUGGGCGAGAACUAUAGAGGCCUGGCCCACGGGGAAGAGAGACCCCCAGAAUUUUUUUUGGGGGGGGCUCACGGCGUGGACGUCGGGGCAGCAGGAGGCCGCGAUAGAGCGGUCCAGCGGGUUGGCAGAGGAGGCCGCCAGGUUACGGGGGCCACUGGUCAAAGAAGGGAAGGAAGGUGUAGAGGCACGGCGAGAGGUACUGGGGUGUGUUACCAGUCCGGUCCGGCCCGUUCCAGAUCCCGGUGUAGGGCCAGUGGUGUGUGUCCCCAGUACGGUCCGGUCUGUUCCUGCCCCUCGCACCAAGCCUACGGUGCGCAUCGCCAGCCCAGCCCGGCCUGUUCCUGCUCUCCGCACCAAGCCUAUGGUGCGCGUCGCCAGCCCAGCCCGGCCUGUUCCUGCUCCCCGCACCAAGCCUAUGGUGCGCUUCGCCAGCCCGGCCCGGCCUGUUCCUGCUCCCCGCACCAAGCCUAUGGUGCGCGUCGCCAGCCCGGUCCGGCCUGUUCCUGCCACUCGCACCAAGCCAGGGGUGCGAGUCGUCAGCCCGGUCCAGCCCGUUCCUGCUCUACGCACCAAGCCAGGGGUGCGUAUCGUCAGCCCGGCCCGGCCCGUUGCUGCUCCACGCACUAAGCCAGGGGUGCGCAUCGUCAGCCCGGUCCGGUCCGUUCCUGCUCCACGCACCAAGCCAGGGGUGCGCAUCGUCAGCCCGGUCCGGCCCGCUCCUGCUUCCCGCACCAAGCCAAUGGUGCGCGUCGCCAGCCCGGUUCGGCCCGCUCCUGCUCCUCACACCAAGCCAGUGGUGUGCGUCGCCAGUCCAGCACGGCCCGUGCCUGUUCUCCACACCAAGCCAGUGGUGGGCGUCGUCAGUCCGGCACGGCCCGUGCCUGUUCCACUGGUGCCUGGUCCGGCACCGGUCAGAUGCGUUACGCCGGAGCUAGAGCAAUCCGCUCCAUCAGUGUGCAGUCCAGCUCCGGCCAGCGGGGCCAGACCGGACCAGGGGUACUUUGGGGGGUUGGAGAGGGAGUGGGGAUCAGGCCCGGCGCCGGAUCCGCCGCCAAGGCGGAGUGCCCACCCGGUCCCUCCCCUGUGGUAUUUAGUUGGCGCGGUCGGAGUCCGCGCCUUUAGGGGGGGGUACUGUCACGCCCUGGCUCUGGGGACACUUGUAUGUUGAGCCAGGGUGUGAGUUUCAUUUGUAUUCUAUGUGUUCCAUUUCUAUGUUGGCCAGUGUGGUUCUCAAUCAGAGGCAACGCGUGUCAGCUGUGGCUGGUUGUCUCUGAUUGGGAACCACAUUUAAACAAGCUGUUUGCCCACAGUGGUUGUGGGAUCUUGGUCUAGUUGGUUUGUGUUUGACCGUUGACUGUCACGUUAUCGUUUUUGUUGUUUUGGUCGUGUAUCGCUAAUAAAGAGUAUGUUCAUCUGCAACGCUGCGCCUUGGUCCUCAUCUGUUCCCGACGAUCGUGACAGAGAGAGGCCUGUCAUUUUCAUCAUAGGUACACGUCAACUAUGACAAACAAAUUGAGAAGAAAAAAAAUCCAGAAAAUCACAUUGUAGGAUUUUUUAUGAAUUUAUUUGCAAAUUAUGGUGGAAAAUAAGAAUUUGGUCACCUACAAACAAGCAAGAUUUCUGGCUCUCACAGACCUGUAACUUCUUCUUUAAGAGGCUCCUCUGUCCUCCACUCGUUACCUGUAUUAAUGGCACCUGUUUGAACUUGUUAUCAGUAUAAAAGACACCUGUCCACAACAUCAAACAGUCACACUCCAAACUCCACUAUGGCCAAGACCAAAGAGCUGUCAAAGGACACCAGAAACAAAAUUGUAGACCUGCACCAGGCUGGGAAGACUGAAUCUGCAAUAGGUAAGCAGCUUGGUUUGAAGAAAUCAACUGUGGGAGCAAUUAUUAGGAAAUGGAAGACAUACAAGACCACUGAUAAUCUCCCUCGAUCUGGGGCUCCACGCAAGAUCUCACCCCGUGGGGUCAAAAUGAUCACAAGAACGGUGAGCAAAAAUCCCAGAACCACACGGGGGGACCUAGUGAAUGACCUGCAGAGAGCUGGGACCAAAGUAACAAAGCCUACCAUCAGUAACACACUACGCCGCCAGGGACUCAAAUCCUGCAGUGCCAGACGUGUCCCCCUGCUUAAGCCAGUACAUGUCCAGGCCUGUCUGAAGUUUGCUAGAGUGCAUUUGGAUGAUCCAGAAGAGGAUUGGGACAAUGUCAUAUGGUAACGAAGGAGUAGCUUCGUAAGAAGCAUUUCAAGGUCCUGGAGUGGCCUAGCCAGUCUCCAGAUCUCAACCCCAUAGAAAAUCUUUGGAGGGAGUUGAAAGUCCGUGUUGCCCAGCGACAGCCCCAAAACAUCACUGCUCUAGAGGAGAUCUGCAUGGAGGAAUGGGCCAAAAUACCAGCAACAGUGUGUGAAAACCUUGUGAAGACUUACAGAAAACGGUUGACCUGUGUCAUUGCCAACAAAUGGUAUAUAACAAAGUAUUGAGAAACUUUUGUUAUUGACCAAAUACUUAUUUUCCACCAUAAUUUGCAAAUAAAUUCUUUAAAAAUCCUACAAUGUGAUUUUCUGGAAUUUACUCAUUUUGUCUGUCAUAGUUGACGUGUAGCUAUGAUGAAAAUUACAGGCCUCUCUCAUCUUUUUAAGUGGGAGAACUUUGUCAGAAGGCGAUGGUGAAAUGCGGUAGGCAAAGUCAAACGCAGGACACAGAGCUUACUGGAAACGUACUUUACUUGAAAGUAACCAGAGAAGAAAACCAUCUCCAUACAAGGAGGAAAACAACCCGCACACUAACACUGCCGAAGAUGAAUACAAUAACACACAACACACAAUGCACGACAGAAAGUUAAAUAGGGGAAACAAUACAACAUAAUGGGGAACAGGUGUACACAAUCAGGACAAAACAAGUCAAACACCGAAACAUAGAUCGGUGGCAGCUAGUACUCCGGAGACGACGAACGCCGAAACCUGCCCGAGCAAGGAGGAGGAGCAGCCUCGGCUGAUUCCGUGACAGUACCCCCCCCCCCCCUUGACGCGCGGCUCCAGCCGUGCGCCGACCCCGGCCUCGGGGAUGGCCAGGAGGACGCGGAGCAGGGCGAGUCGGAUGACUCCGGUGGAAGUCCCUCAACAUGGAGGGAUCUAGAAUGUCCCUCCUGGGGACCCAGCACCGUUCCUCCGGACCGUACCCCUCCCACUCCACGAGAUACUGCAGGCCCCCCAUCCGACGCCUCGAAUCCAAGAUGGAACGGACUGAGUACGCCGGAGCCCCCUCGAUGUCCAACGGGGGUGGAGGAGCCUCUCGUACCUCAUUCUCCUGGAGUGGACCAGCCACCACCGGCCUGAGGAGAGACACAUGGAACGAGGGGUUAAUGCGAUAAUACCUGGGCAGUUGUAACCUAUAACAUACCUCGUUCAAUCUCCUCAGGACUUUAAAGGGCCCCACAAACCGCCGACCCAGCUUCCGGCAGGGCAGGCGAAGGGGCAGGUUUCGGGUCGAGAGCCAGACCCGGUCUCCUGGUGCAUACACCGGAGCCUCACUGCGGUGACGAUCGGCGCUCGCCUUUUGCCGCCUGAUGGCACGCUGCAGAUGGACAGGCGCAGCGUUCCAAGUUUCCUCCGAGUGCCGAAACCACUCGUCCACCGCAGGGGCUUCGGUCUGGCUCUGAUGCCAAGGUACCAGAACCGGCUGAUAACCUAACACACACUGGAAAGGCGUCAGGUUAGUGGACGAAUGGCGGAGGGAGUUUUGGGCUAUCUCUGCCCAGGGAAUAUAUCCCGACCACUCCUCUUGCCGGUCCUGGCAAUAUGACCUCAGAAACCUACCCACAUCCUGGAUAACUCUCUCCACCUGCCCAUUACUUUCGGGGUGAAAACCUGAGGUAAGGCUAAUCGAGACCCCCAGACGUUCCAUAAAUGCCCUCCAGACUCUAGAGGUGAACUGGGGACCCCGAUCAGACACUAUAUCCUCAGGCACCCCGUAGUGCCGGAAGACGUGUGUAAACAUGGCCUCAGCAGUUUGUAGGGCAGUAGGGAGACCUGGCAGGGGAAUGAGACGGCAGGCUUUAGAAAACCGAUCCACAACGACCAAGAUCGUAGUGUUCCCCUGGGAGGGGGGAAGUCCGUGACAAAAUCCACCGAUAGGUGAGACCACGGCCGUUGUGGAACGGGUAGGGGUUGUAACUUCCCCCUGGGCAGGUGUCUAGAUGCCUUACACUGGGCGCACACCGAGCAGGAGGAAACAUAAACCCUCACGUCCUUGGCUAAGGUUGGCCACCAGUACUUCUCACUAAGGCAGUGCACUGUCCGACCAAUGCCAGGAUGACCAGAGGAGGAUGACGUGUGAGCCCAGUAUAUCAACCGGUCGCGAACCUCGAGCGGCACGUACCUCCGACCCUCUGGACACUGUGGAGGAGUAGGGUCGGAACGUAACGCCCGCUCGAUUUCCGCAUCCACCUCCUACACCACCGGUGCCACUAAACAAGACUCCGGGAGUAUGGGAGUGGGCUCAAUGGACCUCUCCUCUGUGUCAUAUAGUCGAUACAGGGCGUCUGCCUUAGCGUUCUGGGACCCUGGUAUAUAGGUGAGCUUAAAUACAAAGCGGGAAAGAAACAUUGACCACCUUGCCUGGCGAGGAUUCAGCCUCCUCGCUGCCCGGAUGUACUCCAGGUUACGAUGGUCAGUCAGAAUGAGAAAAGGGUGUUUAGCCCCCUCAAGCCAAUGUCUCCACACCUUCAGGGUUUGAACCACAGCCAGCAGCUCCCUAUCCCCCACGUCAUAAUUGCGCUCCGCCGGACUGAGCUUCUUAGAAUAGAAAGCACAGGGGCGGAGUUUAGGUGGUGUACCCGAGCGCUGAGACAGCACAGCGCCGAUCCCAGCCUCGGAAGCGUCCACCUCCACCUGGAAUGCCGAGGUAAACAGGUCCUUCAGACGUUUAAACGCCCUGUCCGCCUCAGCUGACCACUGCAGGUGCACCGGACCCCCCUUUAGCAGAGAGGUAAUGGGAGCUGCUACCUGUCCAAAGCCCCGGAUAAACCUCCGGUAGUAAUUGGCAAAACCCAAGAAGCGCUGCACCUCCUUUACCGUGGUUGGAGUCUGCCAAUUACGCACGGCAGAAACGCGGUCAAUCUCCAUCUCUACCCCUGACGCGGACAACCGAUGUCCCAGGAAGGAGAUGGACUCCUGGAAGAACAGACAUUUCUCCGCCUUCGCAUACAGGUCAUGCUCCAACAGUCUACCAAGCACUCGACGCACCAGGGACACAUGCUCGGCUCGUGUAGCGGAAUAUAUUAGAAUGUCAUCAAUAUAUACCACAACACCCUGUCCAUGCAAGUCCCGGAAAAUCUCGUCCACAAAUGAUUGGAAGACUGAAGGAGCAUUCAUUAACCCGUAUGGCAUGACGAGGUACUCAUAGUGACCCGAGGUGGUACUGAAUGCUGUCUUCCACUCAUCUCCCUCCCUAAUGCGCACCAGGUUGUACGCGCUCCUGAGAUCCAAUUUUGUGAAGAAUCGCGCCCUGUGUAUUUGAUGGUGAUCUGAUUUAGACCACGGUAAUCAAUACACGGGCGUAAACCCCCAUCCUUCUUCUUCACAAAAAAUAAACUCGAGGAAGCAGGGGAAGUAGACGGCUGUAUGUAACCCUGUCUCAAAGAUUCGGUGACGUAGGUUUCCAUAGCGGCCGUCUCCUCCUGAGACAGAGGAUACACGUGACUAUGUGGAAGCGCAGCGCCUACCUGGAUGUCUAUCGCACAAUCCCCCUGUCGAUGAGGUGGUAAUUGAGUCGCCUUCUUCUUACUGAAGGCGAGAGCCAAAUUGGCAUACUCAGGUGGAAUAUGCAAGGUGGGAACUUGGUUCGGGCUUUCCACCGUCGUUGCCCCUACGGAAACGCCUACACACCGCCCAGUACACUGAUCAGACCAUCCCUGGAUAGCUCUCUGCUGCCAUGAAAUGUUGGGGUCAUGAGCGGUUAACCAGGGAAGCCCCAACACCACGGGGAAUGCAGGAGAAUCAAUCAAAUACAAACGUACUAUCUCCUCAUGACCCUCCUGCGUUUUCAUCCGGAGAGGCGCCGUGACCUCCCUAAUCAACCCAGACCCCAACCGGCGGCUAUCUAGGGCAUGAAUGGGGAAGGGCACAUCAACAGGUACGAUAGGAAUCCCUAACUUAUAGGUGAACUGGCGAUCAAUGAAAUUCCCAGCUGCGCCUGAAUCUACUAGCGCCUUAUGCUGGGAGUGAGGAGAAACCUCGGGAAACACCACUUUAAUACACAUAUGAUCAGCAGAGAGCUCUGGGUGAGUUGGGUGCCUACUCACCUGGAAUGACUCAUCAGUGCGUCGCCCACUGCCUUGAUUCCUAGGAGGCCCUCCCCAGCACCGACCAGCAGUGUGUCCUCUGCGGCCACAGUUGGUGCAGGGGACGGCCUCCCUCCUGGUCUCCCUCCUGGUCUCCCUAGCACCAGCACCCCCGAGCUCCAUAGGGGUCGGCUCGAAAGUGCUGGGGGAUGGAAUGGACGGCCGAGAAUCCGGAUGUCCGCGGGUAACCAACAGGGUAUCCAGGCGAAUCGACAUGUCCACCAGUUGGUCAAAGCUGAGGUUGGUGUCCCUGCAGGCUAAUUCCUGACGCACGUCCUCCCUCAGGCUGCAUCUGUAGUGGUCAAUGAGGGCCCUCUCAUUCCAUCCCGUGUUGGCUGCUAGCGUCCGGAAGUCCAGCGCGAACUCCUGCGCGCUCCUCCUCCCCUGUCUAAGGUGGAAUAGACGCUCACCCGCCGCUUUACCCUCUGGGGGAUGAUCGAAUACUGCCCGGAAGCGGCGGGUGAACUCCGCAUAGCUGACCGUAGCGGCGUCUAUCCCACCCCAUUCGGCGUUAGCCCAUUCCAGCGCCUUGCCGGACAGACAGGAGAUGAGGGCAGACACGCUCUCGUAUCCCGAGGGCGCCGGGUGAAUGGUUGCUAGGUAGAGUUCAACCUGGAGUAGGAAACCCUGACACCCGGCCGCGGUGCCAUCAUAAGCCCUCGGGAGCGAGAGCCGAAUCCCUCUGGACUCCGGAGAUGGACCGAUGGGUAUGGCUGAUGGUGGUGGUAUCGUAGGAUGAGGUGUGGGCAAACCUCCACUCUCCCAUCGCCUCAAGGUGUCCAUCACCCCUUGGAUGGUGGUGCCCAGGUGCUGGAUCACGGCCUCUUGUUGGGUUACACGCUCCUCCAGUGCUCCCCUGAGCGCGGACGAUCCUGCUGACUCCAUCGGAAGGUGUGUUAUUCUGUCAGAAGGCGACGGUGAAAUGCGGUAGGCGAAGUCAAACGCAGGACACAGAGCUUACUGGAAACGUACUUUACUUGAAAGUAACCAGAGAAGAAAACCAUCUCCAUACAAGGAGGAAAACAACCCGCACACUAACACUGCCGAAGACUAAUACAAUAACACACAACACACAAUGCACGACAGAGGGUUAAAUAGGGGAAACAAUACAACAUAAUGGGGAACAGGUGUACACAAUCAGGACAAAACAAGUCAAACACCGAAACAUAGAUCGGUGGCAGCUAGUACUCCGGAGACGACGAACGCCGAAACCUGCCCGAGCAAGGAGGAGGAGCAGCCUCGGCUGAUUCCGUGACAACUUGCACAAUUGGUGGCUGACUAAACACUUUUUUUCCCCACUGUACAAGGUAGGGAGGGAUGUACAGUUCAUUUGGAAAGUAUUCAGACCCCUUGACUUUUUCCACAUUUUGUUACGUUACAGCCUUAUUCUAAAAUUGAUUAAAUCGUUUUUUCCCUUCAUCAAUCUAUAUUCAAUACCCCAUAAUGACAAAGCAAAAACAGGUUUUUAGAAAAAUGUGCACAUUUAUUAAACAUAAAAAAAUGAAAUAUUACAUUUACAUACGUAUUCAGACCCUUUACUCUGGAGCAGGUUUUUUUCAAGGAUCUCUCUAUAAUUUGCUCCGUUCAUCUUUCCCUCAUUCCUGACUAGUCUCCCAGUGCCUGCCGCUGAAUAACAUCCCCACAGCAUGAUACUGCCACCACCAUGCUUCACCGUGCCAGGUUUCCCCCAGACGUGACAUUUGAAUUCAGGCCAAAGAGUUCAAUCUUGGUUUUAUCAUACCAGAGAAUCUUGUUUCUCAUGGUCUAAGAGUCCUUCAGGUGCCUCUUGACAAACUCCAAUUGGGCUGUCAUGUGCCUUUUACUGAGGAGUGGCUUCCGUCUGGCCACUCUACCAUAAAGGCCUGAUUGAUGGAGUGCUGCAGAGAUGGUUGUCCUUCUGGAAGGUUCUCCCAUCUCCACAGAGGAACUCUGGAGCUCUGUAAGAGUGACCAUCGGGUUCUUGGUCACCUCCCUGACCAAGGCCCUUCUCCUCCGAUUGCUCAGUUUGGCCGGGAGGCCAGCUUUAGGAAGAGUCUUGGUGGUUCCAAACUUCUUUCAUUUAAGAAUGAUGAUCUCAUAGCAAAGGGUCUUAAUACUUAUUUAAAUUUGCAAAAAUGUCUAAAAACCUGUUUUCACUUUGUCAUUAUGGGGUAUUGUGUGUAGAUUGAUGAGAAAAAUAAAUCAUUUAAUCAAUAUUAUAAUAAGGCUGUUUACAUUUGCACAUUUUUCUAAAAACGUGUUUUUGCUUUGUCAUUAUGGGGUAUUGAAUAUAGAUUGAUGAAGGGAAAAAACUAUUUAAUCAAUUUUAGAAUAAGGCUGUAACGUCACAAAAUGUGCAAAAAGUCAAGGGGACUGAAUACUUUCCGAAUGCACUGUUUUUCUGCUUGUCGAGAUUGAAAUAGUCUAUUUAUUGUGGUGUUGAAAACGCAAACCAUGAUAUUGAAGUGCCCGAAGUCGGCUUUGUUUAUUGGUUGUGUGGUGCAUUGGCACAGAAGCCUUUGAUGCAUAUAUUUUAUAUAAUUAUAAAUAUGAAAUCAAAAUGUUGAAAAUCUGAUUUCCCACUAGCUGAUCAUUGUCUGCAGCCGGCUCUGAUCGUAGUGUAAUAAAACAGGCAGAGAGAGUGAGCUCGUCUGUGGUGGUCGGCGAACCCCCAAACUUCUGGCCCGUAGCCCUGCGUGGCAUCGACUGUGCCACGAAAGCAUGCUGAAGUGGCUAAAUCGAUAUACACGUUUAUAAACACAGGGUCACUACAGUUAUUGUUAUUUUUGGUCGUAAAUAUUAUUUUGAAUUAAUUAUAUGACGGGGGAGGGUGUUCAAUUUAUUUGACUGUAUAAGGGGAGGAUCAUGUGAAAAUAUAUUUUACUUUGGGGGGGGGGCAUAUUUUUGUAUGACACCUUGAGUUGGACAAGCCCCUCCCCCCCAGUAAAUUUCGAUCUGUCCCUAACCUAAUUGACAGAGUGAAAAGAAGGUAGCCUGUACAGAAUAAAAAUAUUCCAAAUCAUGCAUCCUGUUUGCAACAAGGCCCUAAAGUAAUAUUGCAAAAAAUGUGGCAAAGCAAUACAUUUUUUGUCUUGAAUACAAAGUGUUAUUUUUGGGGCAAAUCCACAAAAAAAGUAAAAAUAAAAUUCUAACAAUAAUUAUUGUUGUUGUAUUGUCACAUACACCGGAUAGGUACAGUGAAAUGUUUUUUUUUUUUUCAGGGUCAACCAUAGUAGUAUGGCGCAUACAACACAUUACUGAGUACCACUCUCCAUAUUUUCAAGCAUAGUGGUGGCUGCAUCAUGUUAUGGGUAUGCUGGGGAGUUUUUCAGGAUUAAAAAAGAAAUGGAAUAGAGCUAAGCACAGGCAAAAUCCUAGAGAAAUACCUGUCUGCUUUCCACCAAACACUGGGAGAUUAAUUCACAUUUCAGCAGGACAAUAACCUAAAAUACAAGGCCAACUCUACGCUUGAGUUGCUUACCAAGACGACAUUGAAUAUUCCUGAGUGGCCGAGUUACAGUUUUGACUUAAAUCUACUUGAAAAUCUAUGGCAAGACCUGAAAAUAAUUGUCUAGCAAUGAUCAACAACCAAUUUGACAGAGCUUGAAGAAGUUUAAAAAGAAUAAUGGGCAUAAUUGCACAAUCCAGCUGUGGGAAGCUCUUAGACACUUACCCAGAAAGACUCACAACUGUAAACACUGCCAAAGGUGCUUCCACAAAGUAUUGACUCAGGGGUGUGAAUACAUAUAUCAAUGAGAUAUUUCUGUAUUUCAUUUUCAAUAUAUAGUUUUCACUUUGUCAUUAUGGGGUAUCGUGUGUAGAUCGGUGAGAAAAUAUAUAUAUUUAAUCAAUUUUGAAUUCAGGCUGUAACACAACAAAAUUUGGAAUAAGUCAAGGGUAUAAAUACUUUCUGACUAUAAAUGUCUAUAUUUUUGUUUUCUUGGAAAGCUGUUGCAUUUAAACAAUUUAUGGAAUAUUUCCUCUAAAACUGGCUGGCUAGCUAGCUAAAAAACAUACAGUGCAGAUAAAAUCUUCAAGUUAAUUAUUUUAAACAAUAUCUUAUCACAGCACUGGCAAACCAUGGUUGACCAUUUCCCUGACCAAAAUGGCUGACCUUUCUCCCAUCAUAAGAAGAUUCAUGUCCAUUCUAGUAUUUUAAUUCCUAAUUCUAUGGGGUAGAGUAGAAAAUUGUGUUUCGUGAUGGUAGUUGAAUAAUUUGUUCCAAAAAAUAUAUACUUUCUCAUGCAAUAUAGACGGAUGGAGGUGUUCAAGACAAUUAUGCCCAUACCAUAUUGGCUGAUAUGGCAAUCAGGAGUGCAGGUAAUUAAAAAGUGUUAUGAAAUGUGAUAGUUUUUUAUUCCCUAACUCAUUGACGAGAACCUUAUUGUGAUGAUGUGGCACAACAUGAUUUCAGAGAUGGACCACUUUAAGGAGAAUUUAGCUUUUUUUCAACCAAAUCUCAAUUUUUGAUAUAAAUAGCAUGUUAUAGAAGGGUCUAGACACUCCAAAAAAUUAAAAUGAUUUCACUUUUUUUUUUACGAACCCCCAACCAGUGAUACACUGAAAAAACAUGAACAAAGGCUCCAAAAACACCCAAAUACUGUACGUCCUUUUAGAAACUGAAAAUCUCUCAGGAUAUUGAUGCAGGUCUUUACAUGUUGUACACAUGUAAUUGUGUCAUUCAAACUUUAUCCGCCAAAUUUACAGAAUUUUAAUUCUCGACUUGAUUAUCCCAAUAAAGGUUUUGCAAACCAGGUUAAAAAUGAUCUUAUACUAUUUUGUAAAUGUUUUAUGCAAAUAAAAGUAUUCUUGUUUUUAAAUCAUACAUGUGUUUGUGUGUGUGUGUUUAAGGGUGCAGUCAAGCGGGAAGGCAAAGGAGAAGGUGAAGAAAGAGGCCCUGGAUCUUUGUCUGAAGUAUGGCUUCGUGACUACUCUCACCUCCAUGGUGGUCACCAAGCCCCAGGGAGAGGACUCACAGGUGGCCCACAAGCCCAAGGAGGGGGAGAAGCCCUCAGGAUCCAGGCAAGGCUUCUCUGGGUCAAGCUUCCAGUUCAUGAGUGGCCAACCUGGAUUCCCCGGUGAGCAUAACUACCAUCAUCAACACACUCACACGCACGCACACAAGCACACCCACACUCAUGCACACACCAUAGGUAUACACACACACACGUAUGUGCGCACGCAUACAAACACAUACUGUCUACAACAGUGAAUGACAAUUACUGUAUGGUGUGAGUCAAUGGAGUAAAUAAAAGAGCAAAGACUGUCAAUCUAUAAACUUAAUAUUAAAACCUGUAUAUUGACUUUAAAUACACUACAUGACCAAAAGUGUGUGGACACCUUCUCGUCGAACAUCUCAUUCCAAAAUCAUGGGCAUUAAUAUGGAGUUGGUCCCCCUUUUGCUUCUAUAACAGCCUCCACUCUUCUGGGAAGGCUUUCCACUAGAUGUUGGAACAUUGCUGCGGGGACUUGCUUCCAUUCAGCCACAAGAGCAUUAGUGAGGUCGAGCAGUGAUGUUGGGCGAUUUGGCCUGGCUCGCAGUUUGCGUUCCAAUUCAUCCCAAAGGUGUUCGAUGGGGUUGAGGUCAGGGCUCUGUGCAGGCCAGUCAAGUUAUUCCACACCGAUCUCGACAAACCAUUUCUGUAUGGAUCUCGCUUUGUGCACGGGAGAAUUGUCAUGCUGAAACAGGAAAGGGCCUUCCUUAAACUGUUGCCACAAAGUUGGAAGCACAGAAUCGUCUAGAAUGUCUUGUAUGCUGUAGCAUUAAGAUAUACCUUCACUGGAACUAAGGCGCCUAGCCUGAACCAUGGAAAACAGCCCCAGACCAUUAUUCCUCCUCCAUCAAACUUUACAGUUGGCAUUAUGCAUUUGGGCAGGUAGCGUUCUCCUGGCAUCCGCCAAACCCAGAUUCUUCUGUCGAACUGCCAGAUGGUGAAGCGUGAUUCAUCACUCCAGAGAACGCAUUUCCACUGUUCCAGAUUCCAAUGGCGGCGGUUGGUUCAACCGACGCUUGGCAUUGCGCAUGGUGGACUUAGGCUUGUGUGCGGCUGCUCUGCCAUGGAAACCCAUUUCAUGAAGCUCCCGAAGAACAGUUCUUGUGCUGAUGUUGCUUCCAGGGGCAGUUUGGAACUCAGUAGUGAGUGUUGCAACCGAGGACAGACGAUUUUUACACACUACACGCUGCAGCACUCGGCGGUCCCGUUCUGUGAGCUUGUGUAGCCCACCACUUUGCGGCUGAGCUGUUGCUCCUAGACGUUUCCACUUCCCAAUAACAGCACAUACAGUUGACAGAGGCAACUCUAGCAGGGCAGAAAUUUGACAAAGUGACUUGUUGGAAAGGUGGCAUCCUAUGAACGUACCUGAGCUCUUCAGUCAGGCCAUUCUACUGACAAUGUUUGUCUAUGGAGAUCGCAUGGCUGUGUGCUCGAUUUUCUUCACCUGUCAGCAAUGGGUGUGGCUAAAAUAGCCAAAUCCACUAAUUUGAAGGGGUGUCCACAUACUUUUGUAUAUAUAUUGUAUGUUUUCUGUUUACCAGGGCACCCUGCACAGCCAUUGCCAGAUUAUGGUGGUAAAACUAUAAAGAAGGUUGACGACAUCCGAUCCUCAUUUAUUAAGUCAAAUGACAACGCUGGUCCUGCUCACACUGCCCUAGCCUAUGCUUUGACUUCUUUCUCCCCUCUCUCUCCAGAUGAUAUCUUGCGACUUAUGACGGCCGGCCGCCCAACAACCUGCCUGCUUGACCCUAUCCCCUCCUCUCUUCUCCAGACCAUUUCCGGAGACCUUUUCCAUUACUUCACCUCGCUCAUCAACUCAUCCUUGAACGCUGGCUAUGUCCCUUCCAUUUUCAAGAGGGCGAGAGUUGCACCCCUCCUCAAAAAACCUACUCUCGAUCCCUCCGAUGUCAACAACUACAGACCAGUAUCCCUUCUUUCUUUUCUCUCCAAAACUCUUGAGCGUGCCGUCUCUAGCCAACUCUCCUGCUAUCUCUCUCAGAAUUACCUUCUUGAUCCUAACCAGUCAGGUUUCAAGACUGGUCAUUCAACUGAGACUGCUCUUCUCUGUGUCACGGAGGCUCGACCGAGUACGACCCUACCUUACACAGAAAGCGGCACAGGUCCUAAUCCAGGCACUUGUCAUCUCCCGUCUGGAUUACUGCAACUCGCUGUUGGCUGGGCUCCCUGCUUGUGCCAUUAAACCCCUGCAACUUAUCCAGAAUGCUGCAGCCCAUCUGGUGUUCAACCUUCCCAAGUUCUCUCACGUCACCCCACUCCUCCGCACACUCCACUGGCUUCCAGUUGAAGCUCGCAUCUACUACAAAACCAUGGUGCUUGCCUACGGAGCUGUGAGGGGAACGGCACCUCCUUACCUUCAGGCUCUGAUCAGACCCUACACCCAAACGAGGGCACUACGUUCAUCCACCUCUGGCCUGCUAGCCCCCCUACCUCUACGGAAGCACAGUUCCCGCUCAGUCCAGUCAAAGCUAUUCGCUGCUCUGGCACCCCAAUGGUGGAACAAGCUCCCCCACGAUGCCAGGACAGCGGAGUCACUGACCACCUUCAGAGACACUUGUAACCCUACCUCUUUAAGGAAUACCUGGAAUAGUAUUAGUAAUCCUUCUACCCCCCCUUUACUACCACUGUCUUUUGUCUAAACUAAAACCUGACUUAUUUCACCUGCUAGCACUGACUUGUUUAAAGAAAUGUACUUAUUGUGAUCGAGAUGUAGUUGUCCCUGAUUGCACUGACUUUGCUCACAGCUGCUUGUUUGAAGAAGUCUACAUACUGGCUCUGUCGCAGCCGGCCGCGACCGGGAGACCCAUGGGCGGCGCACAAUUGGCCCAGCGUCGUCCAGGGUAGGGGAGGGAAUGGCCGGCAGGGAUGUAGCUCAGUUGAUAGAGCAUGGCGUUUGCAACGCCAGGGUUGUGGGUUCGAUUCCCACGGGGGGCCAGUAUAAAAAUAAAUAAAAAUGUAUUCACUAACUGUAAGUCGCUCUGGAUAAGAGCGUCUGCUAAAUGACUAAAACGUAAAUGUAAAUGUACUGUGAUCAAGAUGUCGUUGUCCCACUGGCUAUCCUAAGUUGAAUGCACCAAUUUGUAAGUCGCUCUGGAUAACAGCGUCUGCUAAAUGACUUAAAUGUAAAUGUAAAACAAAUACCCUACCCCUAAUUUUAAUCUUCAAUCUUCGCUGGGAUAUUCACUUUAGGAUUUCCGGAAAACCAGGGAAUUUUGGGAAAUUUUUCAACCCUUACUUCUAUUAGUCCAUACUGUACUGUACAUACAUGGCAAAAAAAUUGAUCAAAAGGAAAUAUGUUUUGAAGUGUCUGAAAUGCAUCUGAGAGCUAUAGUAAAGCCCAGGAAAACAUCAGGGAUGGAAAAAAAUCUAUAAUUGUGUAUGAUAUUAUACAGUGCUAUGAAAAAGUAUUUGCCCCCUUUCUAAUUUUCUCUACUUGUGCAUAUUUGGGAUGCUGAAUGUUAUCAGAUAUUCAACCAAAACCUAAUAUUAGAUAAAGGGAACAUAAGUGAACAAAUAACACAACAAUUACAUAUUUAUUUCAUUUAUUUCAUAAACAAAGUUAUGCAACACCCAAUUCCCCUGUGUGAAAAAGUAAUUGCCCCCUUACACUCAAUAACUGGUUGUGCCACCUUUAGCUGCAAUGACUCCAACCAAAUGCUUCCUGUAGUUGUUGAUCAGUCUCUCACGUCGCUGUGGAGGAAUUUUGGCACACUCUUCCAUGCAGAACUGCUUUAACUCAGUGACGUGUGGGUUUUCAAGCAUGAACUGCUCGUUUCAAGUCCUGCCACAACAUCUCAAUUGGGAUUAGGUCUGGACUUUGACUAGGCCAUUCCAAAACUUCCAAUUUGUUGCGUUUUAGCAAUUUUCAUGUAGACUUGAUUGUGUGUUUUGGAUCAUUGUCUUGCUGCAUGACCCAGCUGCGCUUCAGCUUCAGCUCACAGACGGAUGGUCUGACAUUCUCCUGUAGAAUUCUCUGAUACAGAGCAGAAUUCAUGGUUCCUUCUAUUAAGUCAAGUCGUCCAGGUCCUGAGGCAGCAAAGCAUCCCCAAACCAUCACACCACCACCACCAUGCUUGCCCUUUGGUAUGAUGUUCUUACUGUGGAAUGCAGUGUUUGGUUUUCGCCAAGCAUAAUGGGACCCAUCUCGUCCAAAAAGUUGACUCAAGUUUGCCAAAAAGCACCUGGAUGAUCAUCAAGACUCUUGGAAGAACAUUCUAUGGACAGAUGAUUCAAAAGUAUACAUUUUUGGACUACAUGGUUCCAGUAAUGCCUGGCGAAAAACAAACUCUGCAUUCCAAGGUGUCGCAUGCAAGAUCCCGGAAGUCUAUAAUUCAAACACACAGAUAUUGACAGUGAUGUAAACGGCGUUGACAUUCAUCUUGAAGCUGGAAUCCAUAGUGGUGAAACUGCCAUGUCCGUUUGCGAUAUUACAACAACAAAGAUGUUACUUCAAACAACAAACACUCCACAAUCAUCAUUGCACACAUGAUAGAACAGCAGAGUAUGUACUAUGAUUAUUAUUAUUUUUACCAUGAAGGCCCAGCGCAGUCAAAAAUGUGAAUUUCCUGUGUUUUAUAUACACUGAGUCUACAAAACAUUAAGAAUGCCUUCCUAAUAUUGAGUUGCCCUCAGAACCGCCUCAAUUCGCCGGGGCAUGAACUGUAUAAGGUGUCGAAGGCGUUCCACAGGGAUGCUAGCCCAUGUUGACUCCAAUGCUUCCUACAGUUGUGUCAAGUUGGCUGGAUGUCCUUUGGGUGGUGAACCAUCCUUGAUACACACAGGAAACUGUUGAACUUGAAAAACCCAGCAGUAUUUCUAGUUCUUGACACAAACCGGUGCGCCUGGCACCUACUACCAUACCCCGUUCAAAGGCACUUAAAUCUUUUGUCUUGCCUAUUGACCCUCUGAAUGGCACACAUCCUUAAAAAUCUUUCUUUAAACUGUCUCCUCCCCUUCAUCUACACUGAUUGAAGUGGAUUUAACAUGUGACAUCAAUAAGGGAUCAUAGCUUUCACCUGGAUUCCCCUGGUCAGUCUAUGUCAUGGAAUGUUUUGUACACUCAGUGUAUACAAACACUGAAACCAGUAUAAAUAAAUAGCAUCAUGAUCAGUGUGAUCAGGUUUAUAUUAGUACAGGUAUAUGCAAUGAUUAAAAUCAAAUCAAAAAGCGUGAUUUUACAAAAAGAAAUGGUCACAACACACUUUACAAACAAAAACAAAGGAGAGAAAGAAUAAAGGGAAAACAUUCAAAUCAAAAGGAAUGCCAACAACAGUAGAGAUAUGUUAUAUUAAUGCAUUGCCCAAACACUAUUAAGCCAAUUAACUUUCCUUCUGUCUUUCCCUAGCUGGUUCUUCCCCCGUCAAAAUGAAGUCUAACCGCUGUGAGAGUGUAGUGCAAUAAAAAACUAAAAAACAUUCUGCAAUGAUUGAAUUCAGACCAAUUCUACACAAUUCUGUGAUGAGUUUUACAACUACUGCUGCCUCUUACCUGCUUUACAGGACACGCUCAGACAAUGGGAGGAGGAAGAAGUGUGGGAGGUGGAGUAGGAGCAGGAGCAGGAGGAGGUGGAGCAAGGAGAGGAGGAGCAGGAGUAGGAGGAGGAGGAGGAGGAGGCAAGUGACUACUGUAUCUUUCCCCUACAUCAUAGCUCCACUUGUUGAACAUCAGUUUAGGUGUGCUCAAUGUGUGAUGUCUUUUGUCAUAGGCAUGCUGCAUGCUGCUGAGGAUGAGCAGAUGUCAUAUUCUGCCUAUAAACUGGGUAAUUCUUCCACAUUUUAUAAAAUCAUUGUUUGAUAUUUUUUGUACUGUCUGACUGUGUGUAGAGCCCUACCUGUUUAAAUGCCCUCACUGACUAACUGGUUGACUAUACAGUAUGUGUGUGUGUGUGUGUGUGCCUGGCUGGCCAUCUGGCUAUGGCUGUGUGUGUGUCUGUGUGUUGGAUUCUUUAUGUAAAUGUUCUGACUGUGUAUAGGAUUCUUUGUAAAUGUUCUCUCAUGUUACACUUCCAACUGAAAGUGAAAUCUACCAACUCACUCAAUUUAAACUACAACCUACAGCUACAACUAGUACUGCAAUAUACAUUUAGAGUCAUUGAGCAGACGCUCUUAUCCAGAGCAACUUACAGUUAGUGAGUGCAUACAUUUUCAUACUGGCCCCCCGUGGGAAUCGAACCCACAACCCUGGCGUUGCAAGCGCCAUGCUCUACCAACUGAGCUACACGGGGCCACCAUACAUAACCUUCCAGUUAGUGGAACUGAAACUACAUUGGACAGAAUGGCUGUUUAAAAAAUAAACAACGUUACCAUGACUUAUUGAAAUCCAUUUUAAAACCAUGGCUUCUCUCUACUUGUACCACUCUCAUGAACAGUAUAACAAAAACCUCAUCCUAUUUAGAAAUGACAAAAUGGCCGACAUUUCAAUAAUCUCUUAGGGAAGAAAAGGAUUCAGAAAAGAAAGGACGCACAGUAAAACUUGACAGUCUUGAUCAGUCUUCCAUGAAGCGGAUGUGCUUAGUGGCCUACUUGGCCCGGGCUAUGAUGAAGGAUAUGAAGGAAUAUUUAUGUCGCUCUCAACAUUAAUUUUUUGUGUGAUUAAGAUGUUCUCAAAGAUUAUUGCUGUUUUUUCAUAAACUAAUUAUCCUUAUCUCUCUCUCCCCUCUGCAUCAUAUCUCUGUCCUUCUCCCUCUCUCUCUCUUUCUCUCUCUCUCUAUUCCUCUCUCUCUCUUUCUCUCUCUCUCUGUCCCUCUCUCUCUCUCUCUCUCUCACUCUCUCUCUCUCUCUCUCUCUCUCUCUCUCUCUCUCUCUCUCUCUCAGUGAGUCCUCCCCUGAGGUUCCUGUUGCCAGCUGAGGGUCAGGCCCUGCCACUGUGCUAUGACAUCCCUGUGGCUCUCUCGCUCAGACUCCUAAAGGACCCCAACAAUGGUGACUUGACCUCAAUUCAAAUGUUCUUCAAUGCCUUCCUUCCUUCCUUCAUUCAUUCAUAAAUUAAUUAAUUCCUUGACCUGUCCACGUCUUCAACUCACUCCUCAAACAUCUUUGAAUGAAUGAAUGAAUGGUGUCCAUCUUUUCCCAGAGUUGUCCAUAAACGGUCAGCUUGGACAAUCAGCUAGCACAGGCUACCAGAAGGUUGUGAUCCACUACAAAAGUGAUCAACAUAUUGGGUUAGACACCACUCUCAUCACCUUCAAGGAUGGACAGAAUGCAACAUAUUUCUCCUGGAGCCUUAACAUCAACCACGAAACAGACAGGUGCUGAAUCACAGACUUUCUGCUAAAAGUUUUAGCUUUUUGUGCAGUGCAAGAUGUUUUAAUUAUAGCCUGGUUAAACCAAGUGAAGUGAGACAAUAGUGAGUGUAGUGUUCAGUCUGGUUUAGGCCUCAGGUAUUUAAUGUUGGGAACAUAAGUAUUGUAUGGAGAAGUAAAGACUGGUAGCUUAGUGGUUAAGAGCGUUGUGCCAGUAACCGAAAGGUCGCUGGUUCUAAUCCCCGAGCCGACUAGGUGAAAAAUCUGUCGAUGUGCCCUUGAGCAAGGCACUUAACCCUAAUUGCUCCUGUAAGUCGCUCUGGAUAAGAGCGUCUGCUAAAUGACAGAAAUGUAAAUGUAAAGACCUCUACAUUUGGAACACCUUCCUAAUAUUGAGUUUUAUGGUACCCCCCCCCCCCCCCACCUAAAUAUUUUGUCUUGCCCAUUCACCCUCUGAAUGGCACACAUACACAAUCCAUGUCUCAAUUGUCUCAAGGCUUAAAAAUCCUUAUUUAACCUGUCUCCUCCCCUUCAUCUACACUGAUUGAAGUGGACUUAACAAGUGACAUCAAUAAUGGAUCAUAGCUUUCACCUAGAUUAAUCUGGUCAGUCUAUGUCAUGAAAAGAGCAGUUGUUCCUAAUGUUUUGUACAUUCAGUGUAUAUUACUUAAGUUGCCUAUCUACAUUUAUACAUCUGGUCAAAAUAGACAUGUCCUCUUUUAUAGCCAAUUUAAUUGAUACAUCUGAUCCUUGUUAUGUCACUUCCUGCAGUGUGUCUCUGAUCCUACGGGACAAGGAGAUGGACAUCACCAUAGGGUCAACACGGAUCAUCAUCAUGCUCUAUGAGAGGAAUGGAAUCAAGUUUCUGUGGCCCGUCCUGAUGCAGCGCCCAACGGGAGACAACAUUAUUGGGAUCGUGGGUGAGUGAAACAUUAUCAGUUAGGACUACAUUCCACUUCAUAUCCCUAUGUUGUAGUCAUAACAUCUACAUUUUGUUAUGAGACACUUUUGAAAACAAUUUUUGUUUUGAUUGACAAACUCAAAAUGUCACUUACAAAAAGGGAACUAACAAAGAAAAUCCCUCGGACCAUCAAAACAAAACAGAAGGGGUUCUAGAAGACAUCCAUGGGAGUCUCCACUUAAAGUUGACAAGUACUGUAACUAGGAAAUGUGCCCUAAAGAAUUCCCACCAUGGAUGCUCACUAAAUUGAUGAAAAUACGGUAGUUAAUGACACAGUAUAAUAUAUGAUAAUAUAUGCUAUUUAGCAGACACUUUUAUCCAAAGCGACUUAGUCAUGCAUGCAUACAUUUUACGUAUGGGUGGUCCCUGUAAUCAAACCCUAAAUUCUGGCAUUGCAAGCACAAUCUACAAACUGAGCUACAAAUUGAGGACCACCUCCUCAUACUGUCCAUUUGAUUCAUAGUGACAGUAUUUGUACUGUGUGUUACAGCCCGUCCACCUGUUGCCUAUGAGGAGGUCCAGGGAACAACAAUGAAACUGAAGAUUCAGGACAAAGAAGUAGAAGUCUCCAGGUAAGUUCAACUGUCUAUUAGAAACAAACUGCAUGUAUAGUGAUCUGACUGUUCAUAGGUUGUGUGUUUUAAUACUGUGUAUCUAUAGCAAUAAUGUGUAUUUAGUGUAUUUAAUGAGUUUAUAUUUAGGUGAUUAUGUUUGAUUGUAUGGUUCUGUGAGAAUAUUUAGGGAAACUGGAGUAUUCUGUAUACGCUAUUAUAUUAAGAACCGUGUUGUGGAUUGUGUGUGUGUGUGUGUGUGUGUGUGUUGCAGGAGCUCUGCUGUGGAUCUCAGUGUUCGCUCUGCCCCCACCGUGGUAUGCUGGUUGCUGCCUCUUCAGUCUGCCCUACAGGGGGAGCUAGCUGACUUCACCGUCACACAACUCUAGCUGAACACUAUACAUACAGUAAUUCUGUUCUAGAAUUAGGAAGAGCAACAAUAAAGACUGAGGUUUCUUUAUAGAGUUCUAUGAGUUCACAUAAUAACACAGCUAAAAUCUCCUGUUACAUAUUCAUUGUUGAAUAAAUGUAUCCUUUUUUGAACAGUUUGACAACUUUUGUGUUGCAUUCAAUAAAUACUGUCUUUGUGACUAAACUCAA
Messenger RNA from Coregonus sp. 'balchen', 36696 nucleotides. The record is from the annotation of a GenBank genome assembly. NCBI's taxonomy places the organism in Eukaryota, Metazoa, Chordata, Actinopteri, Salmoniformes, Salmonidae.